CGAAUGGAGGACGGGGGCGGGGCGGACCUCGGAGGGAGGGGUGGAGAAGAUAGGUCUACCCCAGCUGAUACUGUGCCGUGGGCGCCGUGACGCCAAGGCGUGCGCUCUGCAGCGCGGGAAUAAGGUCUGUUGAGUUGGUGUCCGGCCUGGAUGCCUGGCUUCCAGGCCCUGCUGUUGUGGCGCUUCACAAUUCGUCCAGCUGAAGGAGGAGACCCGUUGAACUGGCUCUUCUCAGGGCCUCUCUCUGAGUUUUCUUUCAAAGAUUGCACUGUAUUUAUUCACAGAGUAAUUGUGUUUUGGAUUUUGCUACUUGACCUUAUUAAAGAUGAAUGAAAAAAAAUUGGAAACAACUCCACAGCAGCGGAAACUUCCAGAAUGGAUGUCUAUGCAGAAUGAGAGAUGUCAUGUAGAAGAAAGAAAGGCAUCUGUUCAGAGGAGUAUUUUUGAAGAUGUUCUCCCCUUCUUAGAGUUCACUGGAUCCAUUGUUUAUAGUUAUGAAGCUAGUGAUUGUUCUUUUCUGUCAGAAGAUAUUAGCAUGAGUCUGUCUUUUGGAGAUGUGGUAGGAUUUGACAUGGAAUGGCCACCAGUAUACACUCCAGGGAAGCAGGGCAGAGUGGCACUGAUUCAGUUAUGUGUGUCAGAGAGCAAAUGUUACUUGUUUCAUAUUUCUUCUAUGGCAGUUUUUCCUCAGGGAUUAAAAAUGUUGCUUGAAAAUGAAGCAAUUAAAAAAGCAGGUGUAGGAAUCCAAGGAGAUCAGUGGAAACUUCUAAAGGACUUUGACAUCAAAUUGAAGAAUUUUGUGGAGCUGACAGAUGUUGCUAAUGACAAGCUGAAAUGUAAAGAGACCUGGAGCCUCAAUGGUUUGGUUAAACACCUCUUCGGCAAACAGCUUCUGAAAGACAGGUCUAUCUGCUGUAGCAACUGGACUGAUUUUCCUCUUACUGAAGAUCAGAAACUGUAUGCAGCCACUGAUGCGUAUGCUGGUCUCAUCAUUUAUCGAAAAUUAGAGAAUUUAAGUGAUGCUGUGCAAAUGUUUGCUAUAAAAAAAGAGGAAGAAAUGCUAUCUAGUGAUGUGAAGAAACAACUGAUUUCAGUAUCUGAGGAUAUGAUGGAUCUGGCUAAGCGUCUUCCUGACACUUUGAAAAAAUUGGAAGAUCCACAGAGGAUUUCUACACUAUUAAAUGAUAUUUCAGAAAAUCUGUAUUCAUGGAGGAAGACAAUAUUUGGUUCAACUGAGACUGAACUGAGGCCCAGUGCUAAUUUUCACUUAUCACCAUUGGAAAAUCCAACUGCUGAUGGAGUACAACAGAAACAAAUUAGAGAACAUGAAAGUUUUACUAAAGUUAAAGAUGAGACGUGGGACACAACACUUGAUAUAAUUAAACAUGAUGAGGAAAAUGUACUUGGAAAUGAAGUAAAACAAAGAGAAGAUGGGCUUGAAGAUGUAUUAGAAGAAGACAAUAAGUUGAGAGAGAACACAGAAAGAAUUUGUUUGCACUCAUUAGAUAUUACAGAAUAUGAACUACAGAUUUUGGAGCAGCAGGCUCAGGAAAAAGUUCUUAGUGAUGUUACUUGCAAAUCUCCUGAGGAUUUAUUUUCCAAGGAUAAUGAAGAGGAUGUAUCUUAUGUAAUUGAAAGUGAUGAAGAUUUAGAACUAGAGAUGAUUAAGUCUUUAGAAAAUCUAAAUAGUGGCACGGCAGAUUCAAUUCAUUCAAAAGGCAUAAAAAUGGACAGAAAUCUGGAUGUUCCUUUUGAAGAUGAUGAAGAUGAGUUUGAAACUAUUAAAGAAGAAGGAGAUGAUGAAGACCAUUCAUUACCAGGACCUAAUGAAAUGCAAAUUAAUUUCCUCAAGAAGUACUUUGGCCAUUCAAGUUUUAAACCGGUUCAGUGGAAGGUGAUUCAUUCUGUACUGGAAGAAAGAAGAGAUAAUGUUGUUGUGAUGGCAACUGGAUAUGGAAAGAGUUUGUGCUUCCAGUUCCCACCUGUGUAUGUAGGCAAGAUUGGCCUUGUCAUCUCUCCUCUUAUUUCUUUGAUGGAAGACCAAGUACUCCAGCUUCAAAUGUCCAACAUUCCAGCUUGUUUUCUGGGAUCAGCACAGUCAAAAAAUGUUCUAGAGGAUAUUAAAUUAGGCAAAUAUCAAAUUGUGUAUGUAACUCCAGAAUUCUGUUCGGGUAACUUGAGCCUACUCCAGCAACUUGAGGCUAAUAUUGGUAUUACACUUAUUGCUGUGGAUGAGGCUCACUGUAUUUCUGAAUGGGGACAUGAUUUCAGGAAUUCAUUCAGGACUUUGGGCUCCCUAAAGAAAGUACUCCCCACGGUUCCAAUUGUUGCAGUCACUGCUACUGCAAGUUCUUCAAUCCGGGAAGACAUUAUACAUUGCUUAAAACUGAAGAAUCCUCAGAUUACCUGUACUGGUUUUGAUCGACCAAACUUGUAUUUGGAAGUUGGACGAAAAUCAGGAAACAUCCUUCAGGAUCUAAAGCAAUUUCUUGUCCAAAAGACAAGUUCCACCUGGGAAUUUGAAGGUUCAACUAUCAUCUAUUGUCCUUCCAGAAAAAUGACAGAAGAAGUUACAGCUGAACUUAGGAAGGUGAAGUUAGCCUGUGGAACAUACCAUGCAGGCAUGUGUGUUACUGCAAGGAGAGAGGUUCAUCACAGGUUCAUGAGAGAUGAAAUUCAGUGUGUCGUGGCUACCAUAGCUUUUGGCAUGGGCAUUAAUAAAGCUGACAUUCGCAAGGUCAUUCAUUAUGGCGCUCCUAAGGAAAUGGAAUCCUAUUACCAGGAGAUUGGGAGAGCCGGCCGUGAUGGACUUCAGAGUUCUUGUCAUGUACUUUGGGCUCCAGUAGACAUUCAGUCAAAUAGGAACCUCCUUAGUCAGAUACCCAGUGAAAAGUUUCGAUUAUAUAAACUAAAUAUGGUGGCAAAGAUGGAAAACUAUCUUCUUUCCAGAAGAUGUAGGCGACAAAUCAUCUUGUCUCAUUUUGAAGACAAACAACUGCGAAAGGCCUCUGUGGGUAUUAUGGAAACUGAAAAAUGCUGUGAUAAUUGCAGGUCCAGAUUGGAUCAUUGCUUUUCCAUUGAUGACUCAGAUGAUACCCCACAGGACUUCGGUCCACAGGCAUUCCAGCUAUUAUCUGCUGUGAACAUCUUAGGAGAAAAGUUUGGAAUUGGGCUUCCGAUUUUAUUUCUCCGAGGAUCUAAUUCCCAGCGUCUUGCAGAUCAAUAUCGCAGACAUGAUUUAUUUGGCAAUGGCAAGGAUCACACAGAGAAUUGGUGGAAGGCUUUGUCCCAUCAGCUCAUGACUGAGGGAUUCUUGACGGAAAUUCCUGGGUCUUCCAAAUUUAUAAGGAUUUGCACUCUUACGAAAAAGGGUAGAGACUGGCUUGAUAAAGCCAAAACAGAAUUUCCUAAGAAACUUAUCCUUCAAGCUAAUGAAGAAUUGUGUCUAACAGAGUUUCCUCAACCAAGUUCUAAAACCGUAUCACUUGGCAUGCAACAGUGUUCCUAUACUCAAGAACCAACUGAAUUAACUGCAGAGAAGCAGUCUAACUUGGAGAAGAUGUAUUCUUACAAAGCAUCUGAUAAAAUUUCUUCUGGCAGUAACAUUCCCAAAAGAAGCAUCAUGGUAUAUUCACCAGGAAAAUCUUACAAGUCCUCAGAACCUGUUAUUUCAGCUGAAGAGCAGAAGACUCAGACUAUGCUGUAUAGCAAACUGGUGGAAGCAAGGCAGGAACAUGCCAAUCAAAAGGGUGUUCCUCCCGCUAUUCUGGCAACAAAUAAGAUACUGCUGGAUAUGGCCAAAAUAAGACCUACUACAGUUGAAAAUGUGAAAAGGAUCGAUGGUGUUUCUGAAGGCAAAGCUCUUAUGUUGGCCCCUCUGUUGGAAGUUAUCAAACAUUUCUGUCAAAAAAAUAGCAUUCAGACAGACCUCUUUCCAAAUACAAAACUUCAGGAAAAACAAGGGAACAGUCUGGUGCCGAAAAAUGGAGCAUGCUCCCUUUCGCAGUCUGUGGCCAUCACGUAUUCUUUAUUCCAAGAAAAGAAGAUGUCUUUGAUGAGGAUAGCUGAGAAUAGGAUUCUGCCUCUCACAGCAGUUGGCAUGCACUUAUCCCAGGCGGUGAGAGCUGGCUGCCCACUUGAUACGGAGCGAGCAGGCCUGACUCCAGAGGUUCAGAAGAUUAUUGCUGAUGUUAUCCGAAACCCUCCCAUCAACUCAGAUAUAAAUAAAAUCAAACUUAUUAGAGCAUUGGUUCCUAAAAACAUUGACACAUACCUUAUCCAUAUGGCAAUUGAGAUCCUGGAAAAAGAUGGUGACAACAGACGGUUAGACCAGCUUUCCUGUGAUUCCACCAGAAAGAGAUGUUUCCCCAACUCUGAAGAGAGCUGUUCAAGUUCUAAGAGAAGCAAGGAAGAAAUUUCACUUGUAACCUCAAUGAGAAAAUUACCUGAGUGGUUUGCCAAAGAAAAUGAGACUUCAGCUGAGACCAGCAAGCAAUCAAUGGCCAAAACAAAAAAGAGAGGUCUUUUUAGUUAAAUUGGUGAUUGCCAGAGGAAUUAUGUGUGUCUUGCUGUAUUAUAAGAGGGGAUCUUGUUUCAUUUCUGAAAAUAGCGGGGGCCAACGUUUCAGUUUAAAAAUUAUUCUAAUCUCUAAAGUAAAACUCACCUAUUUGUUGAA
This is a messenger RNA of Acinonyx jubatus (cheetah), 4675 nucleotides long. RefSeq names its product WRN RecQ like helicase (gene WRN). Gene Ontology annotation, molecular function: 3'-5' exonuclease activity; ATP binding; 3'-5' DNA helicase activity. Lineage: Eukaryota; Metazoa; Chordata; Mammalia; Carnivora; Felidae. The record is from RefSeq and is a predicted model, not a curated record. The coding region runs from base 326 to 4534 and encodes 1402 amino acids. Gene Ontology annotation, cellular component: cytoplasm; nucleoplasm; chromosome. Gene Ontology annotation, biological process: DNA replication; double-strand break repair via homologous recombination; telomere maintenance. The transcript is spliced from 34 exons.